This is a messenger RNA of Racocetra persica, 140 nucleotides long. Lineage: Eukaryota; Fungi; Glomeromycota; Glomeromycetes; Diversisporales; Gigasporaceae. The record is from the annotation of a GenBank genome assembly.
AUGGUUUGCAAUGUUUCAGUAGAAACACUCAAAAUUGUUGAAGAACAUUGUCCUGAAGGACUACAAAGAGCUCAAGGCCCAUCAGAAGUAAUGUCAAUUCCAGUUCUUUUGGAAGUUCAUAGAUUCAACAUUACAAAGAC